UGCAUUGGGUGUGUUUUUGUAACUUGAAAUUCAUCAGAAAUUUUAGUAACAUAAUUUGAAUUCUCAACAAAAUUUACAUUUAAAGUUUCAGCAAUUUUAGAUUUAGUUAGUAAAAUUAAAGAAUUGUGCUUUUCAUUCUAAUCAGAUGAAAUGAUUACCAAAAAAAUGCCUGUAAAAGACUCGCAUAUCGUUAAAAUAGCAGUCGAAUUUCCAGAAAAUGUAGCACAACUUAUUAACUUGGACCAAAGACAACCGUUGACGGGAAAAAUUCAAGAGCUAUGCAACAAUUGGAGUAUAACCGACGCCGAAAACUAUGCGCUUCAAUUUUGUGAGUUGAACAACCAUCGAUUUGUAACUGAGAAAAACCGUACAGAAAUAAAAAAUGGAUCUGUUCUGCGUUUGCAAUUAUCUCCAUCAAAAAAGGCCAAAGACACCGUUGAAAUAUUGAAAUCUGAGUCCAAAACAGAUAAAGUUAAUUGCCUGAAAGAAUUAUCUGCACUAAGCGUUGAUUUGACUUUUGCCUUAGAAUUUAUUAAAGAACAAGGUCUUACGCUUUUGAUAAAUAUUAUUGAAGAUACCAAUACUGAAGACGAAAUCCUAAAAUACAGCUUAGCAAGCUUUGUAGAAUUAAUGGAGCAUGGAAUAGUUUCAUGGGAAAUUCUACAAACUCGCUUUGUCACGAGAAAUAUCUUUAUAGUCUGCGAUUUUGCGAAUUUCUCGAAAGUGUGCGUCGAAAGAGCGUUGUCAAUUUUAGAAAAUAUUGUUCAGAAUAGCGGGAAAUAUAUUCAAGUCGAAAAUGAAGUAACAUUUGAAGAUAUCCUUCGUCUAUUACAAGACUCAAAUUCCUUAGUUAUUCGUCAGAACACCAUCGCUCUGAUAAAUGCGUUAUUUAUGAAGGCGGACGAUGCAAGAAAGCGCCAAAUAACUUUGACACUUAGUAAAAAACAAUAUCGGUCCGUGCUGAUUGCCGAUGUCACUGGUACUGAAAUUCAACAUCAGCUGUAUAUUUUACAGACUCUAACAUUAGGACUACUUGAAAAUCGUAUGCGGAUGAAAAUAAACCCCCAAGAUCAAGACGCGUACGAUAAAAUUAAGGAACUCAAAAAAAUAGCAUUUGACGAUUACCCUAUUGGUGCUCCAAUUGGUGAGGAACAACGGCGAGGGGGAAAUGUUAAUUUCUCGCAAUAUUAUAAAAAGCUAGGCUUUAAAUGUGACGUCAAUCCAGCUCAAGAUUUUACAGAAACUCCACCAGGCAUAUUGGCCCUAGAUUGUAUGGCGUAUUUUGCUCGGAAUUACACUCAACAAUAUACGAAAGUUGUACACGAGAACACAUGUCGCGCCUAUGAGCACGAGUGUCCUUUUGGAAAAACAUCCAUCGAAUUGGUUAAAAUGCUAUGUGAACUUCUGAGAAUAGGAGAGCCUCCAUCAGAGCAGUCCAUGGGUUUUCAUCCUAUGUUCUUCACCCAUGACCACCCGUUUGAGGAGUUCUUCUGUAUUUGCAUAAUUACUUUGAACAGAACAUGGAAAGACAUGCGCGCAACUGCUGAGGAUUUCCAAAAAGUAUUGAGUGUUGUACGCGAGCAAAUUAAUAGGACACUCAAGAUAAGGCCUGAAAAUUUGGAAGAUUUUCGUUUUAAAAUAGGUCAGCUUAACUAUCAAGCAAUCACAAAUUUGCGUCAACAAGAACGUACUUCGAAAGAAGAAUGUGAGUCGACAGCAUCGUCAAUAGUUCGACUUAAAGAAAAAAUCAGUCCCGACGUUAUCAAUCUCAUAAAGCAGCAACGCUUGACUUUCCUUGUAGAGGGAACUCGUUUUUCUAAAUAUUCCAGAGGUGUUCGCAGUAAGGAUAAGUUUUGGUAUGCCAGACUAUCGCCAAAUCAUAAGGUCAUCCAUUACGGUGAUUGUGACGAAAAAGCCAUUCCAACUAUAGAAGAUCUAACAAACAAGGUAUUAGUGAUAGACAUAAAGCAAUUGCUUGUGGGAAAAGAGUGUCCACACAUGAAGGAGAUGCGGGCUAGAAAAUCGGCAGCGAAUCUAGGCUUUUCGAUUACUUUCGAUAAUAUGGAUCAUUCGACGCUAGACUUCGUAGCUCCCGAAGAACUUAUAUUUAAUUAUUGGACAGAUGGCAUUAACGCUCUGUUAGGGCAGGAAAUGACGAGUAAACAAAAAGAAGAGGACUUCGAAGUGUUACUAUCUAUGAAAAUUAAACUCCGGCUUCUCGAUACUGAGGGUGUUGACAUAAGCAAUGGACAUCCAAUUGUCCCAGAAGAUCCGCCAAAUUAUGAUUUUUGUUUUGAAAACUAAACGUUUACAUUUUUAAUCAAAAGUAUUAUUUAAGUUUUAUUAAUGCAUAAGCACAACCAAAGAUUCUUUUUGAGUUAAUGUUUUAAAAGUUCAUUUUUAUUGUACCCCCAUUUAUUAAUAGUUCAUUUUUUAUAAUAUAUCAAAAAUAUUAAAAAAAAAACUUAUAUACAUACAUA
This is a messenger RNA of Eupeodes corollae, 2480 nucleotides long. It is a transcript of the gene Ced-12, whose product is annotated as engulfment and cell motility protein 1. Bases 151 to 2304 code for a protein of 717 amino acids. The record is from RefSeq and is a predicted model, not a curated record. Gene Ontology annotation, biological process: cell motility; actin filament organization. The transcript has 2 exons. Gene Ontology annotation, cellular component: plasma membrane. NCBI's taxonomy places the organism in Eukaryota, Metazoa, Arthropoda, Insecta, Diptera, Syrphidae.